AUGGUCUUAGACAACGGUUUUUACAGUGUUGCUCUUGAAGUACAUUUUUUCAUUACACUAGCAUAUAAGAAAGCAGAACAGACGCAUGCUCUUCCUCUUCUCUUCGAAACCAAGGGCGAAGAACGCUACUCUUCCUCCCUCCACCGCCCUAACCCACGCCUUCAGAAUCAGAGACGUCAUCGAACCACAGUUCACCAGGAAGCCCGAAAUCGCACCAUCAUCGCAAGUCACCAGGAAGCCCUAAAUCAAAACUCACCAUCGUCGCACCAUCAUCGUCACUGCAUCCUUCCCAAAAUCGUUGCUGCCUCCUCCUUUCCGGCGUUGCUGAGUCUCUCCUCUCCGCGACGUCGCUGCUUCUCCCCUCUCCGUGGCUUCAGUGCUUCUCCGUUCUCUGCGGCGUCCUUGCGUCUUCUGCUUCGCUGCUUCUCCCCUGUUCUACUUCGCUGCUUCUGCUUCACUGGGUUGUGCUUCGCUGCUUCUACUUUGCUACUGCUGCUUCACUGCAUCGGCCGUUUGUGGGUUGUCAUCUGUGAGACAACAGUGAAGAAAACACGAGGACCUACACAAUGCUUGAAGAUUCAUGCAAGACAGUUGGAAGAUAGAGAAGAAAUUACUCUAGAUAUCGAAGGAGAGGCAAUUGGUCCUACUGAUGAAGCUGUAAACAACUUGAGCAAAUUUUUGGGCACAGUGGCAAGGAAUUUAGAUUUUUGUCCAUUAAUUUACACAAAUUGGAAGGGGAUUAAAGAUAAAGAAGCCAUUUAGGAAUAUGUUCAAGCUAAAUUCAUUAUUCCAACUGAAGAAAAGAGGAUAGUCCUUGCUCGUAUCAAUGACAACUGGAGACGGUAUAAGACCACAAUCAAGCAAAAUUAUUUUCUGCCAUACAAAUGUGUUAAUGAGAUGCUGAAAAAUCGUCCUAAAAGCAUAGCUGAGAGUCAUUUUCGCAAGUAAA
Messenger RNA from Arachis ipaensis, 949 nucleotides. The record is from RefSeq and is a predicted model, not a curated record. NCBI's taxonomy places the organism in Eukaryota, Viridiplantae, Streptophyta, Magnoliopsida, Fabales, Fabaceae.